Messenger RNA from Pomacea canaliculata, 2499 nucleotides. RefSeq names its product 2-hydroxyacylsphingosine 1-beta-galactosyltransferase-like. Lineage: Eukaryota; Metazoa; Mollusca; Gastropoda; Architaenioglossa; Ampullariidae. The record is from RefSeq and is a predicted model, not a curated record. Gene Ontology annotation, molecular function: UDP-glycosyltransferase activity.
ACACUGAAUGUAAUUGAGAUAAAUUUCAUACCAUCGAAAAAGAUUGAAGCAUAAAGAAAACAAUAUUUACGUCAAAUGAUUAGAGAUUCGCUGUGCAACCACAGAAACUUCACUGUGUUUUCAUCACUUGUACUUCUCCACAAAGGUAAACAAAAAUACUAAUGAUAAAUAUGGACUUCUCCGUUUUAUUGAGCGUUUUGAUCAUGCAUAACACUGUCAUUUCCAUACAUCGAGGACCGAAAAAGCGUAUUCGUGGCAAGAGCUCGACAAAAAGCAGAACGUCAACAGAGCGUGAAAUGUUCUGUUCGAUGCACGAGGGAGGUCUUCGAACGCCUCGUUUCUACGUCAGCCCUGUCUCAGCUAAUUUCAUCCUUGGGGCAAGUCUCCUCGUCUCACGCCUCGUGCAUGCUGAAGCAGCAGCAAUGCUUACUGGAGCGAGACAUGGCAGCACGACAAGACGUCGGCCUCCCGGUGCACAAGCGGGAGGGAGAACAAAAGUGCGUAUCCAGCGCGCGAAGGCCAUUUUAGGCCGCAGUCCUUUGCCUAAUACGAACAACAGUUGCAGCAGUGUAAAUAAACUCGUGUCUGCUUGUGUGUCUCAUCUUCGUGCCGGGCUGCUCAGGAUUGCUAAAGGAUGGGAUAGUGUCUUGUGCGCUGUGCUCAUCAUUUCAGAGCGCUGACAAGUGCAGCUGAGAGGUUUUCCAGACGAUAAGCCACAGGACCUCAGACAAGCUCUCGAGGGAAGAAAACAUGAUUCCUCGAUGCCUGUUGUGGUGGAUGCCUGCCUUGCUAUUAACCUGGACAUCAUGUAACGCCUCCCCCGGCAAGCGCCUGGUCUUCAUCCCAAUGCCGUAUUUCAGCCACACCAAUUAUCUGACCAACGUGGCCCGGUCCGUUUCGAAGCUGGGUCACCAGGUAUGGAUAACCAUGCCAGUUUACCUGGCUGAGAGAAGCGUACUGGUCACGUCCGGCUUGCAGAUCAUCCACUACGAGACGGACCCUGACAUCGAGCAGCGAACCGUCAGCGUCUUCUCCGAUAACUACUUCCGAGGCGAGAGGGAGAACUACGAGGGCUUUCUCCGCCAGACGAGGGAAAACGCCGACAUCCUCCUUCGAAACAGCACGUUCUUGGACGUCAUCAGGAGGAUCGACCCAGACCUCAUCGUCAUCGACAACGUGCCCAUGAUGUACAUCUUAGCCAUCAUUCCCUACCGGCUGGGCAAGCCGUUCGCCUUCUCAGGGUCCGCCUACGACCCCAUCUCCAUUGGUGUUCCCUUUGUGCCAGCGUGCACACCGCAGAUGCUGCUGCCCUAUAGCGAUAAGAUGACGUUCUUUCAGCGGCUGGCCACCACCACGCUGUGGCUGCUGCAGCUGCUGUACAACCCUUCCCUCCCGGAUGAUGCAGUGGCUACAUACGCCCCAGAAAUGCCUCUGAUACCCCUGCGGUCGCUGGUGACGCGGGCCGAGAUCUACCUGGUAGAGAUGGACAUAGUCCUGGACUACCCCAAGCCGAGCGUGCCCAACGUCAAGUUCAUCGGCGGCGCGGCCGCGGGCCCGGCCAAACCUCUGCCGCCGGAGUUCAAAUCCUUCAUGGAUGAGGCCAUGGAAGGCGUCGUCGUCGUAUCUUUUGGCAGCUACGUGCUGGACGUCCCUGCCGUCAUCUCUAACAAGCUGUUGGCCGUGUUCAGGAAGUUGCCCAUGAGGGUGGUGUUCCGUAUGAACCUGACCUCACCGGACCCAUCCAAGAUCUUGACCGCCGCUUGGUUGCCGCAGAACGACUUGCUGGGCCACCCUAACACUCGUGUGUUCGUCAGUCACUGCGGGAAGAAUGGUCAGUACGAGGCGCUCUACCACGCUGUACCUGUCGUUGCCACGCCCCUCUUCGCAGACCAGCCCUACAACGCCGAGCGCAUGCGCGUGAAGGGCAUGGCGGAAGUGCUUGACCUGCACGCAAGCGCCGAAGACUUGGAAGCCACCAUCUUGCGUGUGGCCACGGAACCGCGCUACAAACAGGCCAUGGUCGCCGCUUCCAAGUUAUUUCGCGAGCAGUACAAAGUGCCGAUGGAGGAGGCUGCUGCCUGGCUUGAUCACGUGAUGCAAUAUGGCGGCGCGUAUAUGCGCUCGGCGAGCCAAGAAGUUCCCCUGUACCAAUACUUGCUUCUCGAUGUCCUAGCCGUUUACCUUUGCAAUCGUUUUGGUCGCGUUGGCUAUCGUUGUGUACCUCGCUUGCUGCGCGCUUAGACUGCUUACAAAGAAAAGAAAAACUGACUGAAAACAGCCAUUAAGUCUCCAUCUUUUUCCAUCCUCCACCCUACCCUGAGUAAGAAGAGGCGCACGAUCUCUAUCCUUUCGCUCCUUCUCUCCUCUUGCUGAAACACUGAUUUUUUCCCCAAAUCGUAGCAAUCAUAUCUAACUCUCACUCCCCGUUGGUUCGUGGCUGAUUAAAAACUACUCACUUGUUUAGGUGUCCAAAAUAUAUUGAAAUAUUAGGUGCCAAAA